AUGCAGAACAUUCUGAUCGCUAUGGCGCCAAUUAUUGAUGAUGAGAUCAGCGACCAUACUGCCAGCAGCCACGUCAAGUUCCUGGACGUCAUUCUUUCCUACUAUGGCCGGAGCAAAGCCAGUAUCGCUUACAUUGUCGGAGAUAUUUGCUCCGUGAACGGUGCUGUCGCUGAUCAGCUGCAGGUUCCGAUGGUGGGCUGCGCCAGCCAUCGUCUGAACCUGGCGGUGAACUUACUUCUCGCUGGCGACGACAAGCUACUCGAUAAGAUACAGAAGUUGAUGUACAAGGACACUCGCUGGUCAUCUACUUUUGCUAUGGUUAACAGAUACUUCGAGCUGAAGGAGUUUCUUAGUGACGACGACGAGGACGAGCUGACUGGGUUUCUGCCAACCCGGCGAGAGGAGAUGCAGCUGAAGUCGAUCCUCGCCAACCUCAAGAUGUUCGAGUCAACCUCGAAGAAGCUGCAAAAAGUCGCCCACUACCUCGCUGCUGAUGCAGCGAUCGUCAAGAGCCCUGCUUUCGAACGAGCUUGUGUGAGUGUGCUGCUGGGUCGUGGAGGCGCGCUGAGUGACGACGACAAGGCUAUGCUGGAGCCGCUGGCCGCGGAAGCAGCCCCACUGUCGAGCUCUUCGGAGACUACGGCGCUCGAUGAAGGAUUCGCCGCUGUUACGCUCGAGCGUGCGAGACGGCUUCGUCAAGCUACUUCACGCUUUAACGAUCAGGUAGCUGUGAUCGCUUCGACUUCGAACGUCGUCGAGAGAUUCUUUAGUCAAGCGAAGGCAGUAGUUGGUAUGCACCGCCAAGCCAUGACUCCAUUGCAUCUAGAAAGUAUCCUCUUCCUGAAGGUGAACCGCUCGUACUGGAGCGCAGCAACAGUGCGCAAGGUCGUCCGUGGCACGCAAUAA
Molecule: messenger RNA, 906 nt
Organism: Phytophthora nicotianae INRA-310
Lineage: Eukaryota; Oomycota; Peronosporomycetes; Peronosporales; Peronosporaceae
Exons: 3
Coding region: 1-906 (301 amino acids)
Source: RefSeq, a predicted model, not a curated record